AUGAUACAGGAAGUUGCCAGGCAUGGUGUGCCUUAUGCACCACCAAAAUAUGAUGAUCUCCGGGAUAAGCUUUUGGUGAAAGAGAAACGAUUCAUUGACAUUGAGAUGGCAUCCUUGAGGAAGCAGUGGGAGCAGAGGGGUGCAACCAUAUGCGCAGACGGGUGGGCAGAUAGGACGAAUCGGCAUAUCAUGGGGCUUGUGGCAUAUAGUCAAGGACGAGGAGCUUUUUUGAAGGCUAUCGACAUUUCCUUAACAGGAAAAACAGCUGAAAAUACCCUGCGCUGCUGGGAAGAAGGCAUUAACAUUGUAGGUGCAGAGAACGUUGUCAUGGUUGUGACCGAUGGGGAAAAUGCAAACAGAGCAGCAGCAGCACUUUUGCAACAGAGGUACCCGAAAAUUCAAUGGGCAGCAUGUUUUGCCCAUUGCUUGAACAAUGCCUUGAAAGACUUCGGUGUACUUCCAUGGAUGGCAACACUUCUGGAGCAUGGAAAGUCUUUGGUGAUCUUCGUUAGAAACCACUCUCAUAUAGUGGCACUGCUGGCGGAGUUUACUCACAAGCGAUUGCUGCGUUAUUGUGAUACCAGGUUCGGCUACAACUUCAUUAUGAUGGAGAGGCUGGUGGAGCUCCGAGAAGCUUUACAACAGAUGUUCAUAUGCCCUGCGUACAGAGCAAGGCCUGAGUCGAAGUCGAGAGCAGGAAGGGAUAGUUAUGCAACGGUUUUUGAUGACAGUUUCUGGCAACAGGUUAAGGACAUGCUAGAGGUGUCCAAGGAUGUUAUGCUGCUUCUUCGUGUUGUGGACGGUGAUAUACCUGCGAUUGGAAAGAUAUAUGAGUGCAUGAACAGGUUGGAUGCAAGUUUAGAGGAAGGACAGUCGGAUUAUGGCAGGUACAGGGAACUUCAUCAGAUCAUGUCUAAUAGGUGGCAUGAGUAUCACUUGCUCAUGCACUCGGUGGCGUACAUGUUGGACCCUGAGUUUCAGGAGUAUGAAAAGCAUGCUAACAGAGAGGUCAUGAAGGACUGGAAUGCUUAUCUGCUGGCCAUGUUUACAUCCAAUGAGAGGGAUGUGAUACGUGAUGAGCUUUUAACUUACCGGAGGAUAGGAGGCAUUUUCAACUCAUAUGAUGCUAAGGCUGAUCGCACUAAGAGGGGAGUUGUACGUUGGUGGGAGGACUAUGGUUAUGAAACUCCAGCUCUUCAGAAGUUGGCCAUUCGAGUUCUAAGUCAGGCAUGCUCGUCGUCCUCGGUGGAGAGAUUGUUCAGUACUUUCGAGCAUGUUUCUUCAAAAAAGAGGAACAGACUUACCAUGGACAGGACAGCGGAUCUGGUUUUUGUGGCUUGCAACACCAGGUUGUUAACCUGCAAAAAUGAUCGUGAUUACGACAAGUUUGUAAGCUACAAAGUCCUGGAGACAGUUCCUCAUCCUGAAGACGAGCUUGAGUCAGGACAGGAAGAGGAAGAUGGAGAUGAUGUCGAAGAUCGUGAGGUCGAAGAUCAUGAGGUUGAAGAUGACGAUGAGAUGCAGGAUAUUUGA
Molecule: messenger RNA, 1533 nt
Organism: Selaginella moellendorffii
Lineage: Eukaryota; Viridiplantae; Streptophyta; Lycopodiopsida; Selaginellales; Selaginellaceae
Exons: 1
Coding region: 1-1533 (510 amino acids)
Molecular function (GO): protein dimerization activity
Source: RefSeq, a predicted model, not a curated record